This is a messenger RNA of Closterium sp. Naga37s-1, 1179 nucleotides long. The record is from the annotation of a GenBank genome assembly. NCBI's taxonomy places the organism in Eukaryota, Viridiplantae, Streptophyta, Zygnematophyceae, Desmidiales, Closteriaceae.
AUGGCAUCAGACGGACACCCUCCGGAGAACCUAACAGACCUCUUACGCUCUUUGGAAACUUACGAUCCUUUGAUUCCCGACGACCUGACUGCAUACUAUCUGCAAAGAUCUGGCGUCAGAAAUCCCAAUGUUCACGUCACUCGCCUUGUGUCAGCAGCGGCUCACAAGUUCAUAGGAGAGGUGGCCAGCGACGCUCUACAGUUCUGCAAGAUCCGGCAGGCAGGCAGUGGCAAGGAGAUAAAAGCCAGAGGGCCCAAGGAGAAGAAGAUUGUACUCACUACAGAGGACCUCGCUGCUGCAUUGAAAGAGGUGGAGAUGUGCGAGAGAGGAGCAGCACAGAAGGGUGGUGUGACAGAGGAGAGAAGAGAAGGAGGAGAGGGAGCAGAUGCUGAGAAAGGGGGGGAGACAGAGGAGAAGCAACAGCAGGAGGAGAGGGAGAAGGGUGUUGAAAAUGAGGCUGAUAUCGACGAAAAUAAUGGCAGUAGGGAGGAGUAUUACCGUUACAAUGAUGGUGCUGCUGACGAGGCUGACGUGGAUGAUGAGGAUGAUGACGAGGAUGAGGAUGCAGAUGCGGACGAGGUGUUGACAGUUGACGAUGCCAUUGAUUCCAUCGGCUUCGGCCCCUACCAGUUGUUCCUCGUGUGCUACACUGGCCUCGCAUGGCUCGCUGAUGCCAUGGAGAUGAUUCUGCUCUCCUUUGUGGGACCAGCGGCACGGUGUGAGUUUGGUCUGUCAGCAGCAGAGGAGAGCCUUAUUGCGAGUGUGGUGUUUCUGGGUGUAUUUCUGGGCUCGUACGUGUGGGGCCUCGUGGCAGAUGCUUAUGGGAGAAGGAGGGGGUUCAUGGCCACUGCUCUCUUCACUCUCUUCGCUGGCUUGCUCAGUGCCUGGUCACCCACCUUCCUCACUCUCCUCGUCUCGCGCUGCCUCGUGGGGUUCGGCAUUGGAGGGGCAUCGGUGGUCUUUUCCCUCUGCUCCGAAUUCCUUCCCUCCCACUCUCGGGGUUUCUGGCUCGUCUUUAUUGAGUUUUUCUGGACUAUUGGCUCGCUAAUAGAGGCGGCACUUGCUUGGGCGGUCAUGCCGAGCCUACACUGGAGGGUGCUAGUGCUCCUAUCAGCGACGCCCUUUGCUCUCCUGCUGCUGCUCUACCCCUUCCUUCCUGAAUCGCCCCGGUUUCUCCUG